Physcomitrium patens is the source of this 3955-nucleotide messenger RNA. Its product is annotated as phospholipase D gamma 1. NCBI's taxonomy places the organism in Eukaryota, Viridiplantae, Streptophyta, Bryopsida, Funariales, Funariaceae. The record is from RefSeq and is a predicted model, not a curated record. Gene Ontology annotation, molecular function: D-type glycerophospholipase activity. Gene Ontology annotation, biological process: phospholipid catabolic process. Gene Ontology annotation, cellular component: plasma membrane.
UCUGUGUGCCCAUGGUGGGGUAGGUGAACGAGCAUCUCGUCUACCCACGAAGAUUUCGCCUCGCAGCUGAGUGUAGAAAUUUCCCGUCCGGUGGCCGGACGUUACGCACUGCGUGAACAGAGCUCUGCAGUUGAAUUGCGGCUCGGUCCACUGUCGCGUGCACUGUGUUGACCAUGGAUGGAUUGGGAAAGAAGUGAAAUAUGCAGGCGAGUUGCACCUUCGGAUGUUGACGGAUUCCGACCCUCGCUGCUUGAAGGUAGGUGCAGGCACCAUUACAGAGAGCUCGCCGUGUCUGAAGCCCCCAAUGCGUAUUUGAAUUUUUAUUGGUUUUAAACGAACAAAAUCUUCGAGGAGGAAUUUACAAGUCAGAUUAGGAAGGCACAACGAAGAGAAGUUCGAUAUUGAAAUUGAUAGAGCGAACGCAUUGACAACAACAAUAUUCAUUUAAUGAUAUGACAGGAAGUCCCAAACGUUAUGGAGGUCUACGGGGGUUGGGGAAGUGGUUCUCAAUAGCAUCGGGGCCCAUGUCGGAGCAUACUUCCCCUUCACGACCUCCAGACUUCGUCCCAAACCCUUCUCAAUAUGCCCCUAACCCCUACGUCAAUCCGCACUUGUCUCAAACUCCCUCACCAGAGGGUUCUUUCAAGUCCAGAACUUAUCCUGAUCAGUCGUAUCCACCUCCGCAAUCGCAUCAAACUUCUCUAGGAAGUCCGUUCUAUUCACCCCAGCCCAAUGCGUACAUGCCAAGUGCUCCACCACCUCCUUCAAACCUAAGUUGCUCCGCCCAUGAUCCUAACCACUCUUACCAGCAAGUUGCUGAUCCUACAGGUCCCUACUCUGCCGUGGUGUCUUCAUAUUCACCUCAAGCCGGGGCUUCACCAUAUCUUCCUCAAGGGAUCCAUUCAGGUCGCAUUACGGAUGAACCAGUUAACCCAGUUGUGUCAACCACUAGAUUUCAACCGACCGUUUCAACCGGCAGUGCAAUCCAGGUCUAUGGUGCACCGACAUCACGAGGCUAUUUGGUGCACGGAACUUUGGAAGUUUUCAUGCACCAAGCAGUGAACUUACCAAACAUGGACAUGUUUUCUGAAAAGAUUCGUCAGCUCACGCAAAACCUCCCUGGUCCUCUUGAAAAGCUCAAGAAAGUGGCUAAACUACACUCUGCGACUGUGAUUACCAGUGACCCUUAUGCAAUCGUGGUUCUCGCGGGAGCCAAGGUAGCUCGAACAAGGGUGAUAAGCAAUAAUGCUAACCCCGAGUGGAAGGAGCGCUUCAUCAUCCCUGUCGCACACUUUGUGCAUGAGAUUGUUUUUAAGGUUAAAGAUCAAGACGUCGUAAAUUCCCAGUUUAUCGGCCAUGUGAAAAUUCCAGUUGAAGUAGUCCUCAAUGGCGGUGUUGUAGACAACUGGUUCGAUUUGUUGGACAAACAAGGAAAGUCUUGUCAUGUGGGGGCAAAACUCCGUUUAUCUGUAAAAUAUUUUCCUGUAGAGCAGGACCCUCUUUACAUGAAGGGAGUGGGUAGUGAAGCACACGGAGUGCCUAACACUUAUUUUCCUUUGAGGAAAGGAUGCCGGCUCACUUUAUAUCAGGACGCGCAUAUUUACGAUAAUACUCUUCCCAGUAUUGCACUUGAGGGUGGGCUUCCCUAUGUCCAGAAUCGGUGCUGGGAGGAUAUGUGUACUGCUAUCAACGAUGCUCAGCACUUGAUAUACAUAGCUGGCUGGUCGGUGUUUGACAAGGUUACGCUAGUGCGGGAUGUGAACCGGCCGAUGAUCCAAGGGGGAGACUUGACAUUGGGCGAACUAUUGAAGAAGAAAGCUAGUGAGAAAGUACGGGUGCUCAUGUUAGUUUGGGAUGACAAAACCUCUCACGAUAUUCCAUUUUUUAAAACGGCUGGUGUAAUGAACACGCACGACGAAGAAACUAAGUCUUUCUUCAAAAAUACAGGGGUCAGGUGUAUUUUAGCUCCAAGGUAUGGUGCUGACAAGACGACUUGGUUCAGACAACAGGUAGUUGGAACCUUGUACUCACAUCACCAGAAAAUCACCAUUGUUGAUAGCGGACCACCCAAACAAAGGAGGUUGAUUUCUUUUAUUGGCGGCCUGGAUCUAACUGGAGGUCGAUGGGAUACUCCUACCCAUUCUCUGUUUGCAUCAUUACAAGAUGAGCAUAAGUAUGACUUUCGCAACAAGUCGUGGGAUUAUGCACCUGGUAGUGGAGGACCCAGAGAACCUUGGCAUGAUUGGCACUGCAAAAUUGAAGGCCAUGCCGCUUAUGACGUUCAUACCAAUUUCGUGCAGCGAUGGAGAAAAGCCACCCGAAGGUAUGACGAUGAUUUGAUUGAUAUCAACAACCGGGAGGGGCUUUUGGGUCCCUCAAACCAGUGUCCGUCUUCUGGAGACGGGGCUCUUUAUGUGACUAGUGACAACGAUCCGGAAACUUGGCAUGUUCAGGUUUUUAGGUCCAUAGACUCAGGAUCGGUGAAAGGUUUCCCCAACAUCGUUGAUGACGUUCAGAAAGAAAAUCUCGUGUGGGGAAAAAGCGUAGCUAUAGACAUAAGUAUCCAAAUGGCGUACAUCAAAGCUAUACGUUCUGCUCAGCAUUUUGUAUAUAUUGAGAAUCAAUAUUUUUUGGGAUCUUCGUACAAUUGGCCAGACUAUACCACAGCAGGUGCCAACCAUCUCAUUCCGAUGGAGCUAACGUUGAAGAUCUGCAGCAAGAUUAGAGAGGGUAAACGGUUUGCAGUGUACGUAGUCGUGCCUAUGUGGCCCGAGGGUAUCCCUGACAGUGCUCCUGUUCAGGAAAUUCUUUUCUUUCAGUCACAAACCAUAAAGAUGAUGUACGCAAUAAUUGCUGAGACCAUAAGAGAUACUGGUUUAGAUACACAAGUGAAGCCAACAGACUACUUGAACUUUUACUGUCUCGGGAACAGAGAGACCAAAAAGCCUGGAGAAGCUGCACCGCUCAACCCGCCCGAGCCUAAGUCUCGGCAUGCACAAUCACAAGACAGUAGACGAAUGAUGAUAUAUGUGCACGCGAAAGGAAUCAUCGUGGACGAUGAAUUGGUGAUAAUGGGCUCUGCUAACAUAAAUCAACGGUCGAUGGAUGGGUCGAGAGACACAGAGAUUGCCAUGGGUGGGUAUCAGCCGCGACACACAUGGGCUCACAAAAAUGGGCCUCCUCGUGGUCAGGUGUAUGGUUAUCGGAUGUCACUGUGGGCGGAGCAUCUGGCAUGUCUGGAACCUGUGUUUGAGACUCCUUCGAGCCUGGAAUGCGUGCAGAGGAUCAACUACAUUGCAGACAGAGGCUGGGAGCAGUAUGUUGCUGAGGAGGUAACUGACAUGAAGAGCCACCUGAUCCGCUACCCUCUGAAGAUAGAAGACAAUGGCACUGUGAUAAACUUGCCAUCACACAAUACAUUUCCUGAUGUGGGUGGGAAGAUUAUGGGCUCUAAUCAGCAGCAGAUUCCAGACGACUUGACAGCUUAGUGAAGACACAUUUUAUCUAUUAAGCUGCUCUCAUGUACACCUAGUGUUGAUUUGCAACUUUUGGGCUAUUUGUUAGCAUUGCAACAGCAGAGUUGGUAUCUUUACAGAACCUUUCUGCAUAGAAUAUUUUCCACACGAAGAACACACGGAACAUCUGGAUUCUAUGAUAAAUGUAUACUCCUGUAGUCAACACCGCGUAUAUCUGUGUGUAAAGAAACUAACAAAAGUGAAGUCUCCCAGUUAAAGCGCGGAAUAGCAUUUUCUCAUCAAUUGAAUGUGCAUGGAGGCUUGGUUCCGGCCCAUUUACUAGGGUCUCAUAGUGUCCACUUUUCACUCCAAACUGACUUGGGAAAGGACACCGCUGCAAUUUUUUGAUGGACUGGAUGGGAAUAAAAGCUUCUCGUAGUGGAAAGAUGAUACUGAUCAUUAGUAAAGCUGGCCGCCGAGCAGCCAGAACAGUUACCCUA